ACCCAGCCGUGCCUAGGACGCGUCGGGCAUAUAAAAUGCUUGCCAAUACCAUACGCCAUCAGUCUGCAAAGACAUUCGCGACAACAUGGCUUUCAAAGGCACUCUCGUGUUUUUCGCAGCGCUACUUCUAGCAGUAACCGCUGCACCUACACCUACAGAUGUAGAACAGCUAGGUAUUGCAGGUCCUGAGAAGGGAGACCUGCAAGUUGCCGCUUCACAUUGGGGUGGACAUUGGGGCGGGUACGGCGGCCACUGGGGCGGCUGGGGAGGAUACUAUCCAUACUACGGAGGAUACUGGUCGUAUCCACUCUACGGCCAUGGAUAUGGAUACGGCUGGCCAUAUGGAUAUUACGGACAUCAUGGAUAUUGGUGGAAGUGAGAUAUAAUUUUGUAGUAGUAAGAAACUAUGCCAGUAUUUCUUUUAAGAAUUAACAAAGGGAUAAUUAUGAUGU
Papilio machaon (common yellow swallowtail) is the source of this 452-nucleotide messenger RNA. Its product is annotated as neuropeptide-like protein 29. The record is from RefSeq and is a predicted model, not a curated record. The transcript has 2 exons. NCBI's taxonomy places the organism in Eukaryota, Metazoa, Arthropoda, Insecta, Lepidoptera, Papilionidae. Bases 86 to 379 code for a protein of 97 amino acids.